AUGAUAAUCAUUGAUGAAGCACAUGAUAAGAGUGUUAAAAACACCGUGUACCAACAUGUUCCUCCAUUAUUGAUAAAAAUGAAUUAUAAAGUCAAAUGGGAAGAUGAAAAACAUCUUAUUUAUUUUGCAACUACAAAAGAUAUUUAUAGAAGAACCAUAACUGGUAAAAUAGAUUACAAUAACAAGAUAUUAAUUUCUGGGUUAAAACCUAAAAAAAGAAAAAUGUUAGAAGAAAGUAGUAUUCCUUUUGUAAUGUUUGAUAAUACUAAUUCUGAUACAAUAAAUUCUAUCAUACAAAAUAUGCCAUCAGGAUCAAUAUUCUUAUUCAAUCUUGAUCAUGAGAUGGGAAUUUCACCUUGGGCAAGAGUUUUAAUUUCAACUGGUAAGACACUUGAAAAACUACUUGGUCAUAGUCAGAGUAAUGUGGAAAAAUGGAGAAGAGCUGAUUUUGUGAUAAGAAACUCAUCAUUGGCUAGCAUGAUACAAAGAAUCGGAAGAGUUGGAUUGCCAAUUGAAGUUGUCAUCAUUGGAACAACCAAAGAUGCAUAUAGAAAAUAUCCUAUUUUUAACAUGAAACCUGAUCCAAAAAAAGAUGCUAGAUUAAUAAGAGAAGAAGAUUUAGUGUAUUUGCAUAAAAAUGAAUUACCUCAACCUCCAACAAUUAAUAAAGAAAAUCAAAAAAAUAUUCAAUUGAUCAUACUAGAAAAUCGAUUAAGUUCAUUGGAUCUAGCGAAACAAAAAAAGAAAGGAGAAUUAAUUCAUGAAGAAAUACCUCCUGAUAAAGUUGAAUUGAUAAAGAAUGAUGUUUGGAGCAUGAUCAAAAAA
Messenger RNA from Dentiscutata heterogama, 825 nucleotides. NCBI's taxonomy places the organism in Eukaryota, Fungi, Glomeromycota, Glomeromycetes, Diversisporales, Gigasporaceae. The record is from the annotation of a GenBank genome assembly.